CAGAGAAGGCGGGGGAAGAAAGCGGAAGCCGAAGGGUCUUCUACACCAGAAAGUCUCCGGAGCUAGCGCCGGGCUAUUCGCAGCGCCCCCCCUUUGAGACGCAGUCUUAGAAGCCGGCGCGGGGAAGGCGUCGUCGCUGGAGCUGAGACCAGGCGUCCAGAGUUCUCAGGGAUGAACCUCGAGUUGCUCGAGUCCUUUGGGCAGAAUUAUCCAGAGGAAGCUGAUGGAACUUUGGAUUGUAUCAGCAUGGCCCUGACUUGCACCUUUAACAGGUGGGGCACGCUGCUUGCAGUUGGCUGUAAUGAUGGCCGAAUUGUCAUCUGGGAUUUUUUGACAAGAGGCAUUGCUAAAAUAAUUAGUGCACAUAUCCAUCCAGUCUGUUCUUUAUGCUGGAGUCGAGAUGGUCAUAAGCUCGUGAGUGCUUCCACUGAUAACAUAGUGUCACAGUGGGAUGUUCUCUCAGGAGACUGCGACCAGAGGUUUCGGUUCCCUUCACCCAUCUUAAAAGUCCAGUAUCAUCCACGAGAUCAGAACAAGGUUCUCGUGUGUCCCAUGAAAUCUGCUCCUGUCAUGUUGACCCUUUCAGAUUCCAAACAUGUUGUUCUACCGGUAGACGAUGACUCGGACUUGAACGUGGUUGCAUCUUUUGAUAGGCGAGGGGAAUAUAUCUAUACAGGAAACGCAAAAGGCAAGAUUUUGGUCUUAAAAACAGAUUCUCAAGAUCUUGUUGCUUCCUUCAGAGUAACAACUGGAACAAGCAAUACCACAGCCAUUAAGUCAAUAGAGUUUGCCCGGAAGGGAAGUUGCUUUUUAAUUAACACGGCAGAUCGAAUAAUCAGAGUUUAUGAUGGCAGGGAAAUCUUAACCUGUGGGAGAGAUGGAGAGCCUGAACCUAUGCAGAAGUUACAGGACUUGGUCAAUAGGACCCCGUGGAAGAAAUGCUGCUUCUCUGGGGACGGGGAGUACAUAGUGGCCGGGUCAGCCCGGCAGCACGCCCUGUACAUUUGGGAGAAGAGCAUAGGCAACCUGGUGAAGAUCCUCCACGGGACGAGAGGGGAGCUCCUGCUGGAUGUGGCUUGGCAUCCUGUUCGACCCAUCAUAGCAUCUAUUUCUAGUGGAGUGGUAUCCAUCUGGGCACAGAAUCAAGUAGAAAAUUGGAGUGCCUUUGCACCAGACUUCAAAGAGCUGGAUGAAAAUGUAGAGUACGAGGAAAGGGAAUCAGAGUUUGAUAUUGAAGAUGAAGAUAAGAGUGAGCCGGAGCAGACAGGGGCUGAUGCUGCUGAGGAUGAAGAAGUGGACGUCACCAGUGUGGACCCUAUUGCAGCUUUCUGUAGCAGUGAUGAAGAGCUGGAAGAUUCAAAGGCUCUAUUGUAUUUACCCAUUGCCCCUGAGGUAGAAGACCCAGAAGAAAAUCCUUAUGGCCCCCCACCGGAUGCCGUCCAAACUUCCUUGAUAGACGAAGGGGCUAGUUCAGAGAAGAAGAGGCAGUCUUCCGCGGAUGGGUCCCAGCCACCGAAGAAGAAGCCCAAAACAACCAAUAUAGAACUUCAAGGAGUUCCAAAUGAUGAAGUCCAUCCACUACUGGGUGUGAAGGGGGAUGGCAAAUCCAAGAAGAAGCAAGCAGGCCGGCCUAAAGGAUCAAAAGGUAAAGAGAAAGAUUCUCCAUUUAAACCGAAACUCUACAAAGGGGACAGAGGUUUGCCUCUGGAAGGAUCAGCGAAGGGUAAAGUGCAGGCGGAACUCAGCCAGCCCCUGACAGCAGGGGGAGCAAUCUCUGAACUGUUAUGAAGAUCCUUGAAGUGCUUCAGUCUUCCCCACUUUUCCAUCAUGUGGCUUCUGGACUCUGUUCAGUCAUUUGAAAGUGACUUUAAUUUAAAGCAAAUGCCUCUGCUUCGCCCAGGAGGUGGAAGGAGUGAAUUUUAUGUUUGAAUGAAGAAGUGAAUUAUGAACGAAGAGUAUACGUCCCUUCCCUUUCAAGCAUAAGUCCAAAUAGGCUCUCAGGAAUGCGGAUUUGUGAAGACAUCACAUGGGAGUUUGACUCAUUUACACUUUAAUAUGAGUUAUGUUGCUGGAGAAAAGAUACUUGUUUUGCUCAUCUAAUCUCACUGUACCCCACAUCAUUUUGACCUGUUUCCUACCUGC
Messenger RNA from Myotis daubentonii (Daubenton's bat), 2142 nucleotides. It is a transcript of the gene RBBP5, whose product is annotated as RB binding protein 5, histone lysine methyltransferase complex subunit. Gene Ontology annotation, cellular component: Set1C/COMPASS complex. Lineage: Eukaryota; Metazoa; Chordata; Mammalia; Chiroptera; Vespertilionidae. Gene Ontology annotation, molecular function: protein binding. The record is from RefSeq and is a predicted model, not a curated record.